AUGCCACCAAAAACAAGAAAAGUUCAAAAAAACAAAGAAACGGCGAAAGUUCCACUUACUAUUGGAAGCAAGUCCACGCAAGAUGGUGCUCCUUCCUUACGGACAGAACUUUCUAGUGGUUUGGAGGAAAUUCACCUAGGUCCACGUGAAAUCUGGUUUAAAUAUGGGGAUGUUCAGCCAACUAGAGUUGUUUUCGAAGGAAUUGUGGAUGACCUGAAAGGAGAAAUUAAGGAAAAACUGCCAAAUCAGUUGGGCGAUGUUGAUGUUAAUCAGAUUACACUAAAAAUGCACGGUGAAGAAACGGAUUUACGUGCAGAUUUUAUUAUUGAUCAAAAAUUUUUAACUACAUAUGACACGCCGCUACAAGUCAUUGUAAAUUCACCUGUGAUUAAAGAAUUAAAGCAUGAAAUUAAUGAAAUUAAUGAUACAAUUAAGACAGUAUUCGCCCAGCAAAAAUCUCCUGAUAGGGUUUCGGUAUCAAAUUUGUCUGAAAUGAGAAUGGGAAAAAUUUUAAAUAAUAUUGGAGUUAAGCAGAUAACGUUCGUAAAAGAAGAUUUCGAAAAACUUAACCCCAUUUCACACCCACCAUUCGAAUGGAGCGAAGAAACCGAGGCCCAACAAAUGGAUGAAGUUGUAAAAUGGUUUGAUGACGCGCUAAAAUUACCACGGGGCUUAAACGUUUGGGAUAUACACACGGAUGUAAACUAUCAGCGAGAAAUAAGAAGUGCAAAAGUUCUUUUAACUGGUGGUGGUGAUAUAGCUAUUGGACCUAGUAGAACAGAUUGUGUUUGGGUUGGGGCCAAGAAAUCAAUGGCAGAAUGUAAAAUAGCUUUAGCAAUAAUUAAGCAUUUCGUAAUCGAAGAAGGCAAUCGGUUAAACAAUUGGAUAGGAAAGUCAGCCACUUACAUAUCUGAAGACACAAUUGAACCUUUUAGAAAAAAAGCAAAGCUCACUGAAGACAUAACUGGAGAAAGUGAUGAAAGGAUGGAAUUAAUGAUUGAUGACAUGUCAGAAGAGGAAUUACUCAAGAUGAACGCUCGUAAAAAGUUAAAGAUUGUAAGAAGGUUUUGUAAAUUAGACGAGCAACCAUAUAUUGAUCAAAUUAUCAAGGUGGUAUUUAUAAGAAAGGAAGUAAGAAGAGGUGGUAAUGUGGGAAAUAUGGUAAAAAUUAGAGAUGGUCAAAAUGAUUAUUGGAAACAUGGCACACAAGAAUUUUCGACAAAUAA
Molecule: messenger RNA, 1226 nt
Organism: Racocetra fulgida
Lineage: Eukaryota; Fungi; Glomeromycota; Glomeromycetes; Diversisporales; Gigasporaceae
Source: the annotation of a GenBank genome assembly